GUCCUUCCGGGCGCCUGGUGGCACCGCCCUCGCCACUUUCCCUGCUGUCCUGACCGGGCAACGGCCACCUUGGGGCGGAAGCCAGAGUGGAUUUUCCAGAGAAGAAGGCGAAGGCGGGACGCACACCGGGUGUGAAAUCACAAAUGUCGUCAGGUGAUGGAAGGUCCAGGAUUCGGGACAGGGGCUAUAGUGAGGUCCCAAGGGACACACCUUUUCCAGAUGGUACCAUACAAACCCUCCAGUCUCUACACAGCAGUGAGCUGGCUGUGAGCGCAGAUCCUCUGCCGCCUCCGCCUCUCCCGUUACAGCCACCAUUCGGCCCAGGCUUCGACUCAAGUGACACCGAGGAACCAGCCAUAGCACCGGACCUCAAGCCGGUGAGGCGCUUUAUCCCGGACUCCUGGAAGACCUUCUUCCGCGGGAAGACAAAGGACCCGGGAUGGGACAAGCCGGUGUCUGAUAUCAGAUUCAUCUCCGAUGGUGUGGAGUGUUCACCUCCGGCCUCUCCAGCGAACCCCCGCCCACCUAACUCUUACAAAGACCCUUCCGGUGGAGGGUCAGAAGGCACCUUUAAUUCCCGGCAAGAGGCAGACGCCAUGUUUCCAAACCACGACCCCUAUGCGUCCCUAGACCGGCACACGCAGACGGCGCGGACGUACAGUGAGAAAGUGGAGGAAUACAACCUGCGGUACGCCUACAUGAAGUCGUGGGCAGGCCUGCUGAGAAUUCUGGGUGUGGUGGAACUGCUUCUGGGGGCUGGCGUCUUCGCCUGUGUCACGGCUUACAUCCACAAAGACAACGAAUGGUACAACCUGUUCGGCUAUACGCAGCCCUAUGGCAUGGGAGGUCUGGGCAGCCUCGGUAAUACAUAUGGGGGUUACUACUACAGUGGCCCCAAGACCCCUUUUGUGCUCGUGGUGGCUGGAUUGGCUUGGAUCGCCACUGUUAUUAUUCUAGUGCUUGGCAUGUCCAUGUAUUACCGCACCAUACUUUUGGACUCUAACUGGUGGCCCCUGACGGAGUUUGGGAUUAACGUCGCCUUGUUUAUCCUGUACAUGGCUGCAGCCAUCGUCUACGUGAACGACACCAACCGAGGCGGACUCUGCUCCUAUCCAUUAUUUAACACGCCAAUGAACGCACUGUUCUGCCGGGUAGAAGGAGGUCAGAUUGCUGCCAUGAUCUUUCUGUUUGUCACCAUGAUAGUUUAUCUCGUCAGCGCCCUGGUCUGCCUAAAGCUGUGGCGCCAUGAGGCAGCUCGGAGACACCGGGAAUACCUGGAGCAGCAGGAGAUAAAUGACCCAUCGUUGUUGUCAUCGAAAAGGACAAUGUGUGAAAUGGCCACCAGUGACAGACAGAGAGACCAAGGAGUUAAUUUCAAAGAGUUGAGCACAACAACAAAAGUGACUCCUGAACUCCUGAGUGGACACAUCCCUCCCGGACACAUCCCUAAGCCCAUCGUGAUGCCUGACUAUGUGGCAAAAUAUCCUGUGAUUCAGACGGAUGACGACCGAGAACGCUAUAAAGCUGUGUUCCAAGACCAGUUUUCAGAGUACAAAGAGCUGUCUGCGGAAGUGCAGGCCAUCCUGAGGAAGCUGGACCAGCUGGACUCGGUAAUGAGCAGGCUGCCUCAUCACUCUGCAAACCAACAGGAACACGAGAGAAUUUCAAGAAUUCAUGAAGAGUUUAGGAAAAAAAAGAAUGAUCCUUCAUUUCUGGAAAAAAAGGAGCGCUGUGAUUACCUCAAGAACAAACUUUCACACAUAAAGCAAAGAAUUCAAGAAUAUGAUAAAGUAAUGAAUUGGGAUACGCAAGGUUAUCCUUAGACCCUGCUGAAAC
Molecule: messenger RNA, 1836 nt
Organism: Acomys russatus (golden spiny mouse)
Lineage: Eukaryota; Metazoa; Chordata; Mammalia; Rodentia; Muridae
Gene: Marveld2
Product: MARVEL domain containing 2
Exons: 7
Coding region: 144-1823 (559 amino acids)
Biological process (GO): bicellular tight junction assembly
Cellular component (GO): bicellular tight junction; cytoplasmic vesicle; apical plasma membrane
Source: RefSeq, a predicted model, not a curated record